Messenger RNA from Scophthalmus maximus (turbot), 4446 nucleotides. RefSeq names its product nicotinamide phosphoribosyltransferase 1 (gene nampt1). Gene Ontology annotation, molecular function: nicotinamide phosphoribosyltransferase activity. Gene Ontology annotation, biological process: NAD+ biosynthetic process. Lineage: Eukaryota; Metazoa; Chordata; Actinopteri; Pleuronectiformes; Scophthalmidae. The coding region runs from base 117 to 1592 and encodes 491 amino acids. The transcript is spliced from 11 exons. The record is from RefSeq and is a predicted model, not a curated record.
CCCCUCUGCCCAGAUCCACUACGAGGCUAGAGUCUCCGGCAGAGCGGCGCGCAACACAACACAACACAACACAACACACUGACAGCUGCGACUGACUCACAGCCGAGGGGAGAAAGAUGGAGCGCAGAGACACCGACUUCAGCAUACUGUUAGCGACCGAUUCAUACAAGGUAACACAUUACAAACAGUACCCACCCAACACGAGUAAAGUGUACUCCUACUUCGAGUGCCGCGAGACGAGGACCGAUCCCACCAAAAGCAGAAAAGUCAAAUAUGACAAAACCGUCUUCUACGGCCUCCAGUACGUCCUCCACAAAUACCUUAAAGGAAAGGUGGUGACUCCCGAGAAGAUCCAGGAGGCAAAGGAAGUCUACAGAGAGCACUUCCAGGAUGACGUGUUCAACGAGAAGGGCUGGAAUUACAUUUUGGAUAAAUACAAUGGCCACCUGCCCAUUGAAAUCAAGGCGGUGCCAGAGGGCAGUGUCAUUCCUCGAGGCAAUGUUUUGUUCACAGUGGAGAGCACGGAUCCUGAAUGCUACUGGCUCACCAACUGGGUGGAGACAAUCCUGGUUCAGAUCUGGUACCCCAUAACUGUGGCGACCAACUCCAGGGAGCAGAAGAAGAUCCUCGCCAAGUAUCUCUUAGAGACCUCCGGAAACUUGGAGGGACUCGAGUAUAAACUACAUGACUUUGGAUACAGGGGCGUCUCAUCACAAGAGACUGCAGGCAUCGGGGCCUCCGCCCAUCUGGUCAACUUCAAGGGCACCGACACGGUUGCCGGCAUCGGAGUCAUUAAGAAGUAUUACGGCACCAAGGACCCUGUGCCAGGCUUCUCAGUGCCUGCUGCAGAGCACAGCACCAUCACAGCGUGGGGAAAGGACCAUGAAAAAGAUGCCUUUGAGCACAUCAUCAAGCAGUUUCCCAAUGUGCCGGUGUCCAUAGUCAGCGACAGCUAUGACAUCUAUAACGCCUGCGAGAAGAUCUGGGGAGAAGACCUACGGGAGCUGAUAGUCAAGCGCAGCGCAAAUGCUCCAUUGGUCGUUCGACCAGAUUCAGGAAACCCACUCGAUACAGUUCUGAAGGUUUUGGAGAUCCUGGGUAAAAAGUUUACUCCAGUGGAGAACUCCAAAGGUUUUAAGGUUCUCCCUCCUUACAUCCGAGUCAUACAAGGAGACGGAGUCGAUAUCAACACACUGCAAGAGAUCGUAGAAGGCAUGAAGGAACACAGGUGGUCCAUUGAGAACAUUUCCUUCGGCUCCGGCGGGGCUCUGCUGCAGAAACUCACCCGAGAUCUGCUCAACUGUUCCUUCAAAUGCAGCUACGUGGUCACAAAUGGACUGGGGGUGAACGUGUUCAAGGACCCAGUGGCGGACCCCAACAAGAGGUCAAAGAAAGGUCGCCUGUCUCUGCACCGGACGCAGAGCGGAGACUUUGUCACCCUGGAGGAGGGCAAGGGCGACCUGGAGGAGUAUGGCGUGGACCUGCUGCACACGGUCUUUCAGAACGGGAAGAUUGUGAAGACGUACACAUUUGAUGAGGUCAGAGACAAUGCUAAGCUCAAAGAGAACGAGCUCGAAGAGCUGCUGCACUGAGUGCAGCACGACUACGCCCCCAACCCACCUCCUUGAAACCCAAAAUAACCCAUCCCCCCCGUCAACCCCUUCACCUUUUUGGCCUCCGACGUCACCCGAGAAAAUGGAGGUAGCGUGCACUGCUAAUAGCCCCCACUCCCAAAGCCCGAGAGCCCUCUGAAACGUUCCCCAACAACCUGAGACACCCUGAAAAUUUGAGGAACCUCACCCACAUUUGUUCCAAAACGCUGACGGUUGUGUUCUCCAGUGGAGAGUGAGAGGUUUGGAAACACACCCUCGAUCAACGGCGAAACACCGUAUGAGUAUGAGGUGGAAAAAUAAAAGAGAGAAAAUAUUUGAGAGGUACAGUUAGCGACGGGGAUGGCAGCCGAUUCUCACGAUACACCGUGGGUUCACGUCUCCAUGCUGCUGCCCUAAAUUUGAACCGCGGCAUGUGGCACUGAUAGGCUGAACAUAUUGCAACAUAAAGAUUCCGAGUGGCUGUCGAUAGCGCAAUGUGUCUGCAGACUUUUUUCCGUGCCGACACACAGCCAAUGAGAUGUGAUUGUAGUUUUUCCGAAUAAGCUCCCCCGGCAGCUGCAUGAGGAGUGAAGGCACGGUGAGCCAAACAGAACGGUCAUGAAGGAAAAGAGAAAUGUGAAGCCACGCCCAUGCCCACACAGAUGACCGUGCCCCGUGUAUUGUGUACAGAGCUGUUUAGAAAGAAGAAAAAAAAACCCAUACAUGUCUGAAUCUACUUAGCUUUGUUAUUAAUGUGAAGGAUGCACAGGAUGAUCAUGGUAUAUAACCUGCACCUUUACCUCGUCGUGGACGAUAAAGGAAUUCAUUUUUCCCCACUUGUCUCUCAAUUUUAAUCAAUAACAUCUAUUGAAUAUUACGUGAGUAUUUUGUACUCUUACUCUGAAUACACUUUUAAUUGGUGCAUGUCUGCAGUUAUGUAAAUGAUCAUCUACUGCCCACAGUGCGUUCACAUCAUGGAGGCUCAAUCCACAAUCUGAUCAUACCUCAAAAACAAAAAUCACAAACUCUGAGGUUGGCUUAAUCCUCCCUCCAUGGUCAGUGAUGUUUUAAUAAAGGGCAUUUAGAAAAGCUCAUUUUCAAUCAAUAAUUUCAGAGUUACGUUACUUUUUUCUUGUGGACUAGAAGGAGUGAAAAGUUUUGGGAUCGGGUCUUCAUGAUGAUGAAUACUGUUGAAACCAGUCUUUACUGUAUACGACCAAGAGCUUAUGUUUGAAGAAAAAAAUAUACAUCUCAGAAGUGGUCUUCACUGGAAUUAAGAUGAUUUAAUUAUGUAAUGGAAGAUUACAUAUGUGACUCCUGAUAGUGUUAAAUGUUUGCUCGUGUGCGUGUGUUUGAGAGAAAGAGAGAUUGGAUCUGUGUGUGUGUGUACUUUCUUUCUUUAAAGGACUGUGUAGUAUUCCUUUAUGCAAAUGUGUAUUGUUGAACAGGGGAAUGGCGAAAACUCUUCCUUUUACUUUACUUUUUAUUCUGAAAGGAAACUUUUCUGGGUGUUAAUUAUCCUCCCGUUCAGAGCGUCAUUCCUGUUUGUAGUUUGCGCUAAGUCACAUUGCUGAGUCGGCCCUUUUUCAGAGUGAGGGGAUUUUUCCGUCAGAUCUUUGAGGGAGAGCCGGGAGCUGGUGACAUCACAAGAAACUUUUUUUUAAAGGCCAUAGUCAAACUAUUGUGGGGAACAUUAUCAGGCUGAUUCACGACUUGAAUGUCAUGAAUUGAUUAGAGAUAAAAACACUGGUUGCAAUACCUGCAACAUUAAUGACAUUCCCAUUUGCCCCCCUUGUGCUUUGGUUCAGUGCUAAUUAGUAAAGUGCUUGAAAGAUAAUACGGCAAACUAAAGCUGCUUUCAGACAUUAUCCUGUACUUGUCCGGACCCAAUUUUCCGGCCAUUUUCCAGAGUUCAUGUUUGAAAACAGCUUCGGAUGGAGAAUGUGGUUGGCCAUUUCAGUCUCUCCAGUCAUUCUGCUGCUUCACAUUCGUCAUUUCACACACACUCACCUGGGAGCUGCCCGCUGCGACCACGACCUUACUCACUUUCCCCCAGGGACACGUAACCCUGUUCAGUUUUCUGUGAUUUUUAGUUUCGACCUUGAAGAAACCUGUGACGUCACCGCCCCCCUCGCCUCUCGCCGCUGCCUGAGACCAACCCGCUCGCACUCAGACAAGCUGGUAAACACCACAGUUAUUUCUAUUUGUAUUCUUGUUUCUUCGGUGUCACCUGUCGAAAACGAUUUGUCAUCCAAUUGUUCCGGAGCAACAGCACAGUUGUCUUCUCUUUAUUUUUUUCAACGGCAGGCUUUAUUUUAGAAGACUUAUGAUUUGACUGUUUUCAUACUGUCUCGAUUCUUACCUCAGAGAAAUUUUAUUUUGUAUGAUGAAGGAGAAAAGAAAAAGCCAGCCAACUAUAUUCUUCCAAAUGAUGCGGCCAUUCUGCCUUCUCACUUGUACAUACAACAACUUGAUGGACCAAAAGCAGAGAGGGCAGGUAAGGGAGAUGACCACACCAGAUAAUAUUAUUAUUAUUCUAAUUAUUAUUAUUUUGUCAGAAUUACCAUUUUUGUACCAAUGGAAAAUCUUCAAAACUGCUUGACUGAACUGUCAGUGUGACUGUCUAUUUUGUUUGUGCGUGUGUGUGUAGUUCUUGUGAAUGCCUUGUGUAACGGAUGAAAAAGUGUUUUGUGAAUAUAUAUUUUUUUUCCUUUACGUUGUCGUCGUUGUUUAACUCGUAUGUAUAUGUUGGUUGUCCCAAAUUCUCUCCCGACACAACUGGUAUUUUACCCAACACAAGUUGCUAUAUUGUCAUUGAUACACUGAUUAAAGAUGCCACACUCUCAGUUUGAAA